Messenger RNA from Oryzias latipes (Japanese medaka), 1610 nucleotides. RefSeq lists its product as uncharacterized. Gene Ontology annotation, biological process: immune response. The record is from RefSeq and is a predicted model, not a curated record. Gene Ontology annotation, molecular function: GTP binding. Lineage: Eukaryota; Metazoa; Chordata; Actinopteri; Beloniformes; Adrianichthyidae.
AUGGAGUUUGGAACAUGCUGUGCUGACCAUAAGGCUGAAAUCUCAUUUGUGUCUGCAGCAGACGCAGGAAGAAGGCUGCUGGUGGGUGAAGGGGUGGUGGCGGUGGGGGUGCUUUCAGCACUGGCUCACACCGGUUUGCGCCGCUUCUUGCUGGCGCGCCACAGCGAGGUUGUAAGAGUAAAAGUCUGCUUUAUUUUCUCUGUGUGGUUCUUCCCCUCAAAGAACAACACCCAGUCUGUGCAGGAGCGCUGCAUGUAUACGCCACAAGUUAGAGAGAAAAUGGCUGAUAAACCCAAAGAAAAGCCCAGCUUGUUUAAUUUUGGAGCGUUUGCCACACCAAACACCUGUGAACCACCAGCUUUCACACUGAAUGCCAAACCUGCAACUGUUUCCAGCUUUUUAUCAGAUAUUAUACCAGAAAAAAAAAGCAACGCAUUGAAACUUCCAGCGGUUCGUGCAGUUCAACCAACGUUUGGUCUUCCCUGGAGAAACAUGGAGUGGACAGAAGAGCAUAAGAAAAACUUGAUGAAGACUGUGAGCUCCUACAGACCCAGCUGUGAGAUGAUUACCGGAGCUCAGGUUCUCGUUUUGGGCCCAGUAGGUUCUGGAAAGUCCAGCUUCAUCAGCUCCGUUCAGUCUGUGUUUCAUGGAAGAGUUGUGAACCGUGCCAUGGUGGGCUCCAUCUCAACCAGCUUCACCAAGAAGCUACAGACCUUCAACAUCCAGGUUAAGAAGGGAGAAGACAGUGGGCUGGUGAUGUGUGACAUAAAUGGCUUUGGGGAUGGAGAUAUCACCGGGCUGACCCUUCAUGACAUUGUGUCAGUGAUCAAAGGGCACAUACCGAAUGGACACAAGUUUAGCCUGGAGCAGCCAGUGACAUCAGAAACUGUUGGCUAUGUGAAGACUCCAAGCCUUGCAGAAAAGAUUCACUGUGUGGUUUUUAUGGUGGACGCUUCCAAAAUUGCAACUUACCCCAAAAGCCUCAGCGCCACCUUUAGGAUGCUCAGAGAACAAAUCAGCAAUCUGGGAGUUCAUCAAGUGGCCUUGCUGACUCAUAUUGACCAGAUCUGUGCAGCAACUGCUGCAGAUGUCUCUCAAGUUUACACAAGCUCAGCCAUUCGUGACGCGAUGAACAAGGCUGGAGCUCUCCUGGGCAUGUCCACCUCGUACAUUGUUCCAGUGAAGAACUAUUCAUCAGAGCUGGACCUGGAUUUGAAGAAAGACAUACUUCUGCUCAGUGCUGUUGACCACAUCUUGCAGUAUGCAGAAUUAUUUUUUCAGGACAAUAAACCCAAAAAGAAGCAAAUGAUCUUAUAAUUGAAAGACAAAGAAAUAUAGCUAAUUAUACUGUAGCUUCAUUUCAGUCUAAUUAGAAAACGGGGAGCUUUAAUGUUUCUUCUUUUUGAUUAAUAUCGAUUAUGAAUUUAAUGAAAAAGGUUAACUAACAAUGAACAAUUUUAACUUUAAAUCUGCUAAAAAUGCUCUACUUUGUAAUGGAAGUGUACUUAAAUACAUUCCAAAGUAAUGACAACUCACAGGUUUAGAAUCCUUGUUUGAGCCAUCAAACCAAUAGAAACAAAUGAAAUGUGUUUUUCUAAACAGCAAACUAA